AGUUGUCAAAACCUACCAAGUGUCAAAACAACUUUUAAGGUUAAACAAUAAAAAUUUUAUUAAUUAGGGCUUAUUAUGAGUAAUUCAACUCCUUCGGGUAGCACUCCAAAUACAGAAGACGAUGAGCUCACCUUGCCUCGGGCAAGUAUAAAUAAAAUGAUAAAAGAGUUGGUCCCUCACGUUCGAAUUGCAAACGAAGCUAGAGAGCUUGUUUUGAAUUGUUGUACGGAAUUUAUACAUUUACUAAGUUCGGAAGCAAAUGAUAUAUGUAAUCAAUUACAUAAGAAAACUAUCAGUGCACAACACAUCUUCUCAGCUUUAGAAAGAUUAGGAUUUAGUGAUUAUCGUGUUGAAGCUGAAGCUGUAUUAAGAGACUGCAGAGCCGUAGCAGCUAAAAGAAGAAGACAAAGCACAAGGCUUGAAAAUUUAGGAAUUCCUGAGGAAGAAUUAUUAAGGCAACAACAAGAAUUGUUUGCAAAAGCCAGGCAAGAACAAGCUUACGCUGACCAACAAGAGUGGGAAAAACUUCAAGCUUCAGCUCAACAAGCUCAAGCCUUACCAACAACCGAUGAUCAAGAUGAUUACUCUUAAGUUUUUAUUUUGUAUAACUACAUUAUUUUAUAUCCUGUAAAAAUGUGUUAAUUAAUUAAUUCUAUUAUUAAA
This is a messenger RNA of Onthophagus taurus, 663 nucleotides long. RefSeq names its product Negative Cofactor 2beta (gene NC2beta). Gene Ontology annotation, molecular function: TBP-class protein binding; RNA polymerase II general transcription initiation factor activity; protein heterodimerization activity. The record is from RefSeq and is a predicted model, not a curated record. Lineage: Eukaryota; Metazoa; Arthropoda; Insecta; Coleoptera; Scarabaeidae. Gene Ontology annotation, biological process: negative regulation of transcription by RNA polymerase II; RNA polymerase II preinitiation complex assembly. Gene Ontology annotation, cellular component: negative cofactor 2 complex.